AUGAAUGAGCUCCGCCUAGAGUUGGACGAAGCCAAGUUCACAACGAUCCUCAAGGAGCUCGUGAUUCUCCAUGACGUCAACCCGUCGUCACUCUCGCCGGCGCAGAUCAAACUAUUUAAAGAGGCCGGCGACGACCAGAGGCGCCGCCUCGUGCAGCUCUGGAGCAUCUUCCCGUCGUCGCUCUCGCCAGCUCAGAUCCAGCUUUUCAGAGAGGCUGGCGACGACCAGAAGCGCCGCCUCGUGCAGCUUUGGAGGCCGGCGACGACCAGAAGCGCCGUCUCGUGCAACUCUGGGGCAUCUUCCCGGCAACGGCGGUGA
Gaeumannomyces tritici R3-111a-1 is the source of this 318-nucleotide messenger RNA. RefSeq lists its product as hypothetical. The record is from RefSeq and is a predicted model, not a curated record. Lineage: Eukaryota; Fungi; Ascomycota; Sordariomycetes; Magnaporthales; Magnaporthaceae. The transcript has 2 exons. Bases 1 to 318 code for a protein of 105 amino acids.